Molecule: messenger RNA, 587 nt
Organism: Rotaria sp. Silwood2
Lineage: Eukaryota; Metazoa; Rotifera; Eurotatoria; Philodinida; Philodinidae
Source: the annotation of a GenBank genome assembly
AUGGCAGCAAAUAUUCCUGGUAGUUGUAUUAAAUGUGGUAAAACUGGUGGAGUGCUUUUUUGUAAUGGUUGUCAAAAAACCUUAUGUUUUAAACAUGUUAAUGAACAUCGAAAUGAAUUAGAAAAACAAUUAGAAGAUUUAAUUAGUGAAGAAAAUGAAUUUGAAAAUGAUCUUGGAAAAGUAGAUGAUUCACAUUAUCUAUUUAAUGAUAUUGAUAAAUGGAAAAAAGAAAGUAUUGAACAAAUUAAAGAGAUAGCUAAACAAACGAAACAAGAUCUUAGACAAUUAAUUAAUAAAUCAAAUGAAAAAUUAUUAAAAACUUGUGAAAAACUUAAAGAAAAUAUUCGUUUAUUAAAAGAAUCAGAAGAUUUAUCAGAAAUUCAAUUAAAUAAAUUAUUAAAUGAAUUAAAUAAUUUAAAAGAAAAACUAAAUAUAUAUCAAUUAAUAAAAUCAUCAAAUUCAAUUUUUUUAAAAAUUGAAACAAAAGAAAUAAAUGAAAUUUCAUUAUUAAGUGAUUAUUUAAAUAUCAAGAUUAUUUAUCGUGUAUUUCAAGUUAAUGAAAUUAAAACACAAGAAAGAUCAAUGGA